AUGUCAGAUGUGAAAAGUGUCAUUUUGACAGCGAAAGUUGUGGCAUCUUGCGGAGACAAUGCCAACGUUAAUUUCGGAGGCGCGGCUAGGCGAGGAACUAACAAUGUGUUAACGAAAUUACAAUCAUCUCUGAAAAAUUCAUUUAUAGGUAUUGGAUGUGGAGCUCAUGUAAUUCACAAUGCCUUAAAAUCUGCUGCAGACAGGCUAUCCUUUGAUUACGUAAUUUAUUGUGAAGAUAUAUUCCUUUUUUAUAUUUACACGAUUCGAGCUGAAGCUCUAAAAGAGUUUUGGGCCGAACCUGAAACGGAAUAUCAACAAAUGCUCGGCUAUAGCAAAACCAGAUGGCUUGCUCUUAUGCCUGCCUUGGAAAGGGUUUUAAAAAUGUAUCAGCCAUUAAAAAACUACUUUUUGAGUAUUGAAAAAUGUCCCCUAUUACUGUUGUAA
Arctia plantaginis is the source of this 444-nucleotide messenger RNA. Lineage: Eukaryota; Metazoa; Arthropoda; Insecta; Lepidoptera; Erebidae. The record is from the annotation of a GenBank genome assembly.